UAUACGCGAUGCAAAACAAGUCAUUCGUAUUAUUUUGAUAGUUGAUUCUCAUCAGACGUUUAAGAAGUGGAACAAGCACUGAAAUUAUUUUCUAGAAUUGUUGCGUCAACCAUGGAAAUGUUUUGAUAAAUCAUUAAUACAUCAGGAAAAGUUUAAAAAGAUGGAGGAAUAUGGACGCCAACAUCCAGAAAAAGUUACACUGCUCAGUGAAUUGCGUGUAAUCUUCAAGGAGGAGUUUUUGCUUGGCAAGGGAAGUGAUGGAACCCGUGUUUACCUUGCCCUGGGGAAUAAUGGUUAUGGAAAAGCAGUAAAGCGAAUACACAAAGAUAGCGGCAAAGACUUUGCAAAUCGAGAAAAAGAAAUUUUUAAUGAGUUGAAUGCAAAGCGUUCAAAUUAUGUUGUGAAUUUGUGGGAUUUAAAAGAGAACCUUGACGAAGAGUAUUUUUACAUGAUAUUAGAUUUGUGUGAAGAAUCGUUAGAGAGUUAUGUGAAAUCUUCUUCUUUGCAAGAUCUUCAAAAAGUCGUUCCUAAAGUUCUUAUUCAGAUCUUAAAUGGUCUAGUUCACCUUCACAGCGGUGAGCAUCCUAUUCUUCAUCGGGACUUAAGACCCUCGAACGUUCUUCGAGAUAUACAAGGAAAUUUUUUAAUCGCUGACUUUGGUAUAAGUCAUAUUUUAUCUGAUGAAACUUCGACACAUCAAAGCAUACAGAGAGGAGCUAAAAAUUGGAUAGCUCCAGAGUCAUAUAACGCAUCAGAUGAAUCAAUUGAUAAAGUUCGUUACAAAAAACAGUCUGACAUUAUGAAUGCGGGAAUGGUGGCUUAUUAUGUUGCAACAAAGGGAAAACAUCCUUUUGGAGAUGAACGGCUUAGACUGGACAACAUUUUAAAAGGAAACCCAGUUGGAUUGGACGAAAUCGAGGAUGCCACGCUCAAAGACCUUUUAUCGUGGAUGCUACAGUUAAAACCUGAAGACAGGCCAUCUGCUAAUGAGGCGUUAAAACACCCUUAUCUACAAUCAGACGAAUAGAAAUUUAACAUGCUGUGUGAUAUGGGAAACCAACUGGAGGUGAAGCAUUCACAAAGUCAAAAUUCUCCCACUUCUGACGUUCAUACGCAGUUGUAUGGUUCCACAGAAUGGAUGAAGCGUAUUGAUGAUGAAGUAGUCAAAGAUUUGAUCAACUUUGAAGUAAACGACAGUAUAGGAACUCUAAAGUACGAGUCUACAUGGGCAGGAUGCUUAAGAUUUAUACGAAACAUUGACCAACAUUGGCAAAAUAAGCCUCGUCCGCAUCUAUCACAAUAUGUGAAGCAAGGCAAUUAUAAAAAGUAUUUCCUGCAAGUUUUCCCGGAGCUUCCUCUUCUGGUGCACAAAGUCAUAAGGUCGAAUGGCAUGAAAUCAACUCCAGAUCUGGAAGAACACUUUGCUAAAUUGCAGUUGAAAGAAUGGAAGUAUUUUGAUCAAUCAAUAAAGCACAAAGAGAUGUUCUUGAAAUUAAUUAAGUAUGGACGCGACCCAGAUAUCAAGGUUACAUGUGUGAACGACGUACGUGUAAUUUUCUCGGACGAGUUUUGCAUUGGCAGAGGAAGUGAUGGAACCCGUGUUUAUCUUGGACUGAGCAAGGAUGGUUAUGGAAAAGUAGUAAAACGAGUACGUCGAAAUAACCGUGCCAAAGAAGCAGAGAACGAAAUGAAAAUUUUGAAUGAAUUCAAUGCUAAGAAGUCGAGAUAUGUUGUAAAUUGUUACAACUUGGAAGAAGAGACCGGAACUGAAUAUGACUAUUUGAUACUUGACCUAUGUGAAGAAUCGCUGGAUAGUUUAGUAAAUUCUUCUACUUUGGAGAAUCUUCAAAAAUCUCUUCCCGAAAUUCUCGAGCAAAUUUUAAAAGGAUUAGCUAAUCUCCAUAGCGAACCAAAUCCUAUUCUUCAUCGUGAUUUAAAACCAUCUAAUGUUCUUCGAGAUGCACAUGGACAAUAUCUGAUAGCUGACUUUGGUAUUAGUCGAAUAUUGCAUAACGACCUUAAGACAUAUGUAAGCGAUGGUACUAAAGGAACUCGCGAUUGGAUGGCUCCUGAAUCGUACGAGUUAGAUGAUACAGCACUAUACAAACCAGAGUCUGAUGUAAUGAAUGCAGGAAUGGUGGCUUAUUAUGUUGCAACAAAAGGGAAACACCCUUUUGGACCUCCAGAGUAUAGACUGGAAAACUUGUUAGAUGGAAACCCUGUUGGAUUGAUGGACAUCGAUGAUGUCGUACUUAAAGAUCUUCUUUUAUGGAUGCUACAACAUUCACCAGAAGACAGGCCAUCAGCUAAAGAAGCGUUAAUACACCCUUAUCUGCUAUCCCAAGAAAAGAAAUUUAGCAUGCUAUGUGAUAUGGGAAAACAACUGGAAACGAAACAAUCACUAGGUCAUAGUUCUCCAAAUUCAAAUGUUGUUGCGCAAUUGUAUGCUUACAUGGAAUGGAUGACGCGUAUCGAUGAUGAAGUCUUGAAAGAUUUCACAACCUUCAAAAAGAAUGGCAAAAAGAUAACUGUGACUUACGAGCCUACAUGGGCAAGGUGUUUAAGAUUCAUAAGAGGAGUGAAUGAGCAUUGGAACGAUAAACCUCGUACACGUCUGUUGCGUUAUGUCAAGGAAGGCAACUAUGUAGAUUAUUUCUUGCAACGUUUUCCUGAAAUGCCUCUUCUGGUGCACAAAAUCAUAAGGUCGACAGACUUGAAAACAAGACCCGAUCUUCAGAAACAUUUUACAGCUUAGUCAUACCAACAAUUUUUUAUGUUAAACGAUGUAGCCAAAUUAGAAUUCCAUGACACUAUACAAUCUCCCAAUUUAGUUGUUAUUUUCACUAAAAGUUUUUUUCGUUUGAUAAUAUUCAAUAUGCAUGUAUUAAGUACUCUAUAAAUGCUUUCCAAGAUGAGAACAUUUUUUUUAUGUGAUUUUUGAUUCUAAUAUAUUAUCAGAGGCUCCAGCAAGGGGGACGACUGCCAAUAAUAUAUUUCACAUACUGAGGUUUCUGUAAACGUAACUUGAAAGUUUCAGUUGAAUAAAACAUUGCGUUAUACAUUGUAUGUGACAUUUUGGAGGUGUUACUAUCCUCCCUCCAAAAAAAAUAAAAUCCUGCCAGCACCACUGUAUGUUACGUCUAAUAGAGAGCCAAAAAUUUAAAAACUUUUUGCCUAAAUUAAUAUCUUUUUAUACAAGUGUUUUUGUCUCUAUCUCAAACCUCGUUAAUCUCAUAUAUUUGCAUAUUUUGAUUACCGUGAUGUUCAUUUUAUGUAAUAUUUUGUAAACAUUUAAAUAAACGACAACAUUUUUCAA
This is a messenger RNA of Xenia sp. Carnegie-2017, 3316 nucleotides long. Its product is annotated as serine/threonine-protein kinase/endoribonuclease IRE2-like. Gene Ontology annotation, molecular function: RNA endonuclease activity; protein serine/threonine kinase activity; ATP binding. Gene Ontology annotation, biological process: intrinsic apoptotic signaling pathway in response to endoplasmic reticulum stress; protein phosphorylation; mRNA processing. Gene Ontology annotation, cellular component: IRE1-TRAF2-ASK1 complex. The transcript has 5 exons. Bases 1037 to 2755 code for a protein of 572 amino acids. The record is from RefSeq and is a predicted model, not a curated record. NCBI's taxonomy places the organism in Eukaryota, Metazoa, Cnidaria, Anthozoa, Malacalcyonacea, Xeniidae.